Dentiscutata erythropus is the source of this 342-nucleotide messenger RNA. The record is from the annotation of a GenBank genome assembly. Lineage: Eukaryota; Fungi; Glomeromycota; Glomeromycetes; Diversisporales; Gigasporaceae.
AUGUUUCAUAAAAUAGAAGACAGAGUAAAGUUGGGGAAAUUUGCCAAAGAUUCAAUAGACAAUGCUUUCAAGCGCUAUGCAAGAAGUUAUUACUCUGAUUUUCAAAAAUUAAACAUUUUCUUCUUCAGAGCUCAGUUAUUAAUAUUUGACAGGAAAUAUGCACCAUUAUUUAGAUUACGAAGACUUGCUCUAGUUGAAUUACCAUUUCAAAAAAAUUCAUCAUCAACUGAGUUAUCAAUUAUUGAGGAUGGAGAAGAGCAAUCUAAUGGUGGAAAAUCUGAAUUUGAUUAUCUAAUUCCGACAUCAAAUACUCCCAGAUCAUCUAUAAAUAUUAAAAAAUAA